Messenger RNA from Aquila chrysaetos chrysaetos, 1197 nucleotides. Its product is annotated as translation initiation factor IF-2-like. The transcript is spliced from 3 exons. NCBI's taxonomy places the organism in Eukaryota, Metazoa, Chordata, Aves, Accipitriformes, Accipitridae. The record is from RefSeq and is a predicted model, not a curated record. Bases 288 to 818 code for a protein of 176 amino acids.
GUCGACCACAAGAUGGCAGAAUUCCCUAUUGCACAUUCCCAGGCAGGAUAGCUUGGCCUGGCUUUCUGAGCAGCAGGAGGCAGCGACUGCCGCUUCUGCCUGGCGUGGAAAUGACAUGGGACAUGGAUAUUCAUUUUUAGAGUUUCUUUCAGAUUACUCCUCCACGAUUACUGCUCCAUCCCUUGAAAUCUUCAGCAAGAAGGGGUGAGAGAAACACACCCCCCCCCCUCCCACCCCCAUCUCCCUGGUCCCCGCGUUCCCCUGGCUAGAAGGAAAGGACACCAAACAUGACUAGGAAGGACCAAGCUAUGGCCCAGGACACUGCACGAUGCCCAAAGCCACCCCCGGGCUUCAAGCUCCUGCCAUCAGCACCCCUUCCUCACAAACCCCACCGGCGCUGUCCUCAAAAUAUUCUCCAGGCUUCCUAUGCCCCCCUCUUCAACACUGCUGUGUCGGCAGCCAUGGGCAGCGAGGGCGACCAGGCUGCCCACGCCACAGCGGGGAGAGGGGCCGUGACACCUUCUACCCCACGAGGACCCUGGUGUGCCCGCAGGAGAGAUGAACGGGACCAGUUACGAGGCGGCAGCGAGGGGCUCGCCAGCCGCAGGACGGGGCUACCGGUCCGCUCCCUCAGCCCCUCAGCCGGCGCCCGCCACGGCCCUCUGGCGGGCUCGGGGACAGCUGUUAGCCCGCGGCGCGGCCCGGCCCGGGCGGGAAAGGCGCCACAGCUCCCCUCCGCCCGGCAGCCGCCUGCCCCAGCGGGCUCAGCCUCUCAGGGACGCCAUUACCAGGCCCCUGAAGGGCAGCACCAGCGCUAAACCCGCUCCUUUUUCCCCGGGAGUAAAGAAAAACCCCAACCCCACCCAUUACCGACAGCCGCACAAGCACAUCAGCCACUGCCUCUUCAUGACUGCCCCGCUAAGCACGGAGCUACUGUGGGGUGCACUGCCUUUACUGUGGCCACAGUCCUAGGCAGGUCACUAGAAAAGGGUCAUGUACAGGCAGCGUAACAAGUAGUAAAAGAGGACAUAUUUGUAAAACCAUUUGUGCUCUUUCAUGAAUAAAUAUUGCAGAUUUAACUGCUGCCUUUAGCAUGCCAGCUGUCUGCAAGCUUACCUCCCAGGACAGCACCUCUAAACUCUCUUUUUCUGUUGUAAAAACAUGGACUGAAAUACAACUGCCAUGCAUUUCAGUCAG